Molecule: messenger RNA, 1770 nt
Organism: Dictyostelium discoideum AX4
Lineage: Eukaryota; Evosea; Eumycetozoa; Dictyosteliales; Dictyosteliaceae
Gene: naprt
Product: nicotinate phosphoribosyltransferase-like protein
Exons: 2
Coding region: 1-1770 (589 amino acids)
Biological process (GO): NAD+ biosynthetic process
Molecular function (GO): transferase activity; nicotinate phosphoribosyltransferase activity
Source: RefSeq, a predicted model, not a curated record
AUGUCCCAAUCCAACACACCACUUAAAAGAAAGAAAACUGAAAAUGGAUACAGUGAGAAUGGAUCCACAACAGGUGCAACAUCAAAUCAAAUUAGAGAAUUAAAAAGAGCAACAACAGUUGAUUAUGUUUAUAGAGAUCAAGAAUCAAAAGAUAAGAUUAAACCAUUGAAUGGAUUUGUAACACCAUUAUUAACAGAUUUAUAUCAAAUUACAAUGGCUUAUUCAUUAUGGAAGAAUAAUAGACAUGAAAUACCAGCAGUAUUUGAUUUAUAUUUUAGAAAAUCACCAUUUGGAGGUGAAUUUACAGUAUUUGCAGGUUUAGAGGAAGUAAUUAGAUUCGUUAGUGAUUUCCAUUAUACAAAAGAAGAGGUUGGUUUCAUUAAAGAGAUGAUACCAGAUUGUGAACAAGAGUUUUUAGAUUACCUAUCGAAAUUGGAUUCCUCAUCUGUCACUUUAUAUGCAAUGAAAGAAGGUUCAGUUGUAUUUCCAAGAGUGCCACUACUUCGUGUAGAAGGACCAAUGAUCUUGUGCCAAUUAUUUGAAACUACAUUAUUAUGUUUGGUUAAUUUUGCAAGUUUGGUAGCAACUAAUGCAGCACGUCACCGUUUGGCUGUUGGUAAGGAAAAAGUUAUGUUGGAAUUUGGUUUACGUAGGGCACAGGGUCCAGAUGGUGCAAUGUCUGCAUCACGUUAUAGUUAUUUGGGUGGAGCAGAUGGCACAUCCAAUGUUUUAGCACAUUGUUUCUUUGGCAUUCCAAUUAGAGGUACCCAUGCUCAUUCAUUCAUUACCAACUAUAGUGGCCCUGAUGAAUUAUUAGAUGCAUCUAUCAAGGAUACAAAUGGAAAUGUUCACAAUCUUUUAGAGAUGAGUCAAAAGUAUAGAGAUGAAUUGGGUUACACAGCAACAAAUCUCAGUGAAUUGGUUGCUUUUGUUGCAUAUGCACGUACUUUUCCAAAUGGUUUAGUAGCUUUGGUUGAUACAUACGAUACAUUGGCAUCGGGUGUUCCAAAUUUCAUUUGUGUGGCAUUGGCAUUACAUCAAUUGGGUUACAAAGCUGUUGGUAUUCGUUUAGAUAGUGGUGAUCUUUCUUAUCUCUCCAAAGCAUCUAGAAAAUUAUUCAAACAAAUUGGUGAACAAUUCAAAAUCGAUUACUUUGAAAAGUUUUCAAUCGUUGCUUCAAAUGAUUUAAAUGAACCAACCAUCAUUGCUUUGAAUAGACAAGGUCAUGAAAUUGAUGUAUUUGCAAUUGGAACAAAUUUGGUAACAUGUCAAGCACAACCAGCUCUAGGUUGUGUUUAUAAAUUGGUAGAAAUCAAUGGUUCACCACGUAUUAAAUUAUCACAAGAGGCAAAUAAAAUCACACUUCCAGGUAGAAAAACAGCCUAUCGUUUAUUUGGUUCUGAAGGUCACCCAUUGGUUGACCUUUUAGUUGACGAUAAUGAUAUGAUCAAAGAUGGUUCUAAACAAAUUCCACAAGUCGGUAAAAAGGUUUUAUGUUUACAUCCAUUUGAAGAACAAAAAAGAGUCAUCGUAACACCAGUUCAAAUCGAAAAAUUACAUCAUAUAGUUUUUGAAAAAGGUCAAUUAACAAUGCCCUUACCAGCAUUAAAUGAUAUUAGAGAAUACUGUUUCCAACAAAUAUCUAAAGUUAGAGAGGAUCAUCUUCGUAAUAGUAAUCCAACUCCUUACAAAGUUAGCGUAACUAAAGAGCUUUUCGAUACACUUCAUAAUCUUUGGUUAGAUUCUGUUCCAAUUAAAGAAAUGAAAUAG